AGGCACCAUGGCUGCGGCCACUACCUACGGGUCAACGAUGACAAGUGACGAACUUGGCCACUCGUCCUCCCAGGUGCCACGACUGAGGUCUACAGCAGGAAGCCCAUCAGCACCUUCCGGUGACUCUGGCAGUAAAAGACAGUCUGGACAAACUUCAACAGUAACGAAUUACCUCUCCGCAGAUUCCAAUAACGCUGAUCAAUGUACAGACACAGGCGUACAGCUGAAGAAGGUCUUGGGGCUCGGGCACGGAGUGGGCUUGAUCGUGGGCAUAAUUAUCGGAGCUGGCAUCUUCGUGUCCCCUACGAUGGUGGUGCAGUAUACUGGCAGCGUGGGUAUGUCGCUGACAGUGUGGGUGGCCACGGGCAUCAUGUCCAUGAUGGGCGCCUUCAGCUAUGCUGAGCUCGGCACAAUGAUCCCGAAGAACGGUGGUAACUACAUAUACGUGCUGGAGAUGUUUGGACCCGUGCCAGCGUUCCUCGUACUAUGGAUCACUAACAUCAUGACAGAGCCCAGCGGCUCCGCCAUCGUCGCCCUCACCUUCGCCAAUUAUGCCUUACAGCCUCUCUUCCCGAGCUGCUCACCGCCAUAUUUUGCCACCAGACUCGUAGCUGCGGCUUUGAUUUGUAUAAUGGCGUAUAUAAACUGCCUCGGGGUAAAGUUAGGUGCCAGAAUUCAGGGCGUCUUAACCCAGACGAAAGUGUUGGCGCUGAUCGUCAUCAUCGUGGCCGGAGUACACCACCUGGCUAUUGGUAACACCGACCACUUCCGCAACCCCAUGGAAGGAACCAUCUGGGACGUGUAUUCCAUCGCCACCGCCUUCUACUACACCCUCUUCACUUACGGUGGAUGGCACACACUCAACUCCGUGACGGAGGAGCUGAAGGAACCAAACAAGAACCUGCCACGAGCCAUAGCCAUCUCCCUCACCCUAGUGACUCUGAUAUACGUGCUGACCAACGUCGCCUACUUCGCUGUAUUGACACCUGCUGAGAUGCUGUCUUCCAGUGCUGUGGCUGUGACGCCCGAACACAUCCCAAAACGCCCGAACACAUCCCCAGACGCCCAAACACAUCCCCAGACGCCCAAACACAUCCCCAGACGCCCGAACACAUCCCCAGAUACCUGA
Molecule: messenger RNA, 1129 nt
Organism: Homarus americanus (American lobster)
Lineage: Eukaryota; Metazoa; Arthropoda; Malacostraca; Decapoda; Nephropidae
Product: Y+L amino acid transporter 2-like
Exons: 6
Coding region: 8-1129 (373 amino acids)
Biological process (GO): amino acid transmembrane transport
Cellular component (GO): membrane
Molecular function (GO): L-amino acid transmembrane transporter activity
Source: RefSeq, a predicted model, not a curated record